GAUCUGGCAACUCUGGGCAGCAGCGUUCAUUCGUCGUCUCCCUGUCACACAAGCAUCGUCGUCGCCCCUACAUCAACACAACAACUUCCACACAAGCUGCUUGUAUAAUAGAGAAGAAGAGGAGUUUCCACUGAUCCCUCUCGAGGACAUUUGUCCCAGAACCCAUAACAUUCCCGCAGGAAACCACAUGCGCAACAUAAGAUGGCAGACGUGAGAGACAUUCUAGAGCUUGACAGGCCACCCACUCCAGAGGUGAGCAAAGAGGUCAUCCUUGGCCUGCGCAAGGAUGUGCCCAAAAAGAAGAAGGAGAAGGAGGUGAUGCGACGGCCUGAAGGAAUGCACAGGGAGCUAUAUGCCUUGCUUUACUCUGAUUCAAAUAAAGAUCUGCCUCCCUUAUUGCCAACUGAUAGCGGUCAAGGCUAUAAGAGUGUCAAAGCUAAGCUUGGCAUGAAGCGGGUUCGACCCUGGAAAUGGAUGCCAUUCACCAACCCUGCUCGGAAAGAUAAUGCCGUCCUGUACCACUGGCGCCGUGUGUGCGAUCAGGGCAAGGACUAUCCAUUUGCUAUGUUCAACAAGAAAGUGGAGUUGUUGACGUAUUCCGAUGCAGAGUACAGUGAACACUUAUUGUGUGAUGGCUGGACCAGGUCAGAGACAGAUACUUUGUUUGAACUAUGUCAUCGAUUUGACUUGCGAUGGCCUGUCAUCCACGACCGCUGGCCAUCGCAUCUCACCUCUCGUACAAUGGAGGAUCUUAAGGAGCGCUACUACAAUGUUACUAACAUACUCAAAAAGCUCAAUAACUUGUCAGGACCCGAGGGAAAGAUUGUCAAUUACGAUGCUGACCACGAACGGAGACGUAAACAGCAGCUCCUUAAACUCUGGGAUAGAACUCCAAAACAGAUUGAAGAGGAGCAGCAGCUGGUGAGUGAACUGCGUAAGAUUGAAGCUCGUAAAAAGGAAAGGGAGAAGAAGACGCAGGACCUCCAGAAACUGAUUAGUGCUGAUGCUGAUGCUCGCAAGAUCCCCAAGACAACUAAGAAGAAGAUACAGCAGACGAAAAUCACAAAAUUAGAUACAAUGCCUCCAAGCCUAGAGAGCUGCACAGGAAUUAAAUUCCCUGAUGUGAAGUCUUCAGGAGUCAGUUUAAGGUCACAACGCAUGAAACUUCCUGCAAGUGUCGGACAGAAGAAAGUUAAAGCCAUUGAGCAACUUCUGACCGAAUUGAAUUUAGAGACCAAUCCCAUGGCUGUUGAGGAAGUGUGUCAACACUUUAAUGACCUGCGCUCAGACCUGGUGCUCAUGUAUGACCUUCGCACCAUUUUGCUCAACUAUGUGUUUGAGUUGCAGACUCUCAAACACCAGUGUGAAAGUUUAAUGCCAGAUAAGGUUUUGGAAAUUCCCGAGUCACUGACUAUCAACACAGGUGAGGAGUCCCCAAGUCGUCCACGGGCCAUUUCCGAGAUGAUUGAUGCUGUAGCAACUCCUAACACACCUAAUAGGAAACGGAAAGCAGCCCUGGAGCAGAGCAAUGUUCUGAAAAAGAUAAAAGCACGGACCUAGUACUUGUGUUAGUUUUAAAGAUAUAUUGUAAAUUUAUUUGCAUAGCAGUUUAUCAUUAUUUUUGUGCUAUAGGAAUAAAAUCUAGACAAAAGAAUUAGGUAUCCCAUGUUUUCACAGAUGAUUUAUUUUCUUUCAAUGGUUUCCACACAAUAUCUUGAGAACAUCUCUGCGUAUUUACAUCUUAGCAUUUAUGUAUGCUGAUACAAGGAAGGUUUCUCUUAAAGUUGGGCAGUGUAACCCCUGGUGGCCAAUUUUAAAACACAUUAAUCAUUCAUCAGUGGGAUAGGGUUAUGAUCUUGGGUGAUAUCUUGACAACAGAUAGGCAAAAGUUCCAUGCAGAUGCUCAAAAUUUUUCCGAUGACAGAAAUACUCUGCUGCUAUCAAAAAAUGAUUUCAAUACUCUAAAUUAAUGUUCGGUGAAGUGUUGCACCUAGAGCUCCAUUUUGUUUAUUUAAGUAAUGUAUCUGAAGAGCAGGCUAAGAAAAUUGUUAAAGAUU
Messenger RNA from Procambarus clarkii (red swamp crayfish), 2057 nucleotides. RefSeq names its product DNA methyltransferase 1 associated protein 1 (gene DMAP1). Gene Ontology annotation, molecular function: transcription corepressor activity. Gene Ontology annotation, biological process: chromatin remodeling; negative regulation of transcription by RNA polymerase II; DNA repair. Gene Ontology annotation, cellular component: NuA4 histone acetyltransferase complex; nucleus; Swr1 complex. The record is from RefSeq and is a predicted model, not a curated record. NCBI's taxonomy places the organism in Eukaryota, Metazoa, Arthropoda, Malacostraca, Decapoda, Cambaridae.